GGCGCUGCUCCCAGGCUCGCCUAGUCCCUUCCUCUUUUCUGUGCACAGGCAUCAUGGCGGAUCACACAGGGCUGUAGCAAGCACACCCUCCCGCGUACCCCCUUCCCACCCUACCCCACGGGCCCUAAGUGGGGGGCCACCAUGAGGCUGCUGCACUAGCUCUUUGCGCCGCCAGGAUUCGGGUGUCGCUGCAGCCGCCCUUCCAUUGCUGGAUUGUAACUUCUCCGGGACGGGAUCGCGUACACCACCCUGGAGCUCGGAGGAAAACACGGCGCACCAGAUCCCCCGAUCGCUCGAUCCCCUGCCGAUACUGGAUCCCUGAGGGUGAGAACAGCACGGUUCCUACAGAUGAUUCUUUAUGGAAUACGGCUUGUGAGGACUGACGGCUGACCGGACUCUUCUCAUACGAGUAUCAUGGCUUCCUGGCAUGUCCUCCUCCUGCUGGUCUGCUCCGUGGCCUGCACGGUGGCUGAGAACUUCACCCUCGUUACCCCUACCGCAGACCUUCUGAAUGCUACCUCCAGCGCCACGCAACAGAUCCCCCGGGUGCUGCCGAGCACAGGCAGCGGUGCCAGCCUUGAUGGUACAAACCCUAAGUUGGACCCCUUCAUCGCUACAACCACUGCCGCAAUCAUCGUCGCCCCUACCUCCAAUGUUACCCACAACAUCCCCACCAUCAACGACACAGACUCCAGUAACCACACAGUGUUUGAUAAUGUCACUGCUCAUGCCACCACCGUCAGCCGCGUCAAUGGAACAAGCACCCCAGUCAUCCCCAUCAUUGAUGAAAGAACAACUUUGGAGAACAUCCCAGAAUCAAGUCCAACCUGGAAAUUCUCAACCGAUGAAAGCUUCACAGCCACAGGCUCCCCGGAGGAAGACGGUCAAGAUGAGACCCCCAUUAUAGCCGUCAUGGUGGCGCUGUCAUCUCUCCUUGUCAUCGUCUUCAUCAUCAUAGUGCUGUACAUGCUGCGGUUUAAAAAAUAUAAACAAGCGGGAAGUCACUCCAAUUCUUUCCGGCUGUCGAAUGGCAGGGCUGAUGACAUGGAACCUCAGAGCAUGCCGCUGUUGGCGAGAUCUCCCAGCACCAACCGCAAGUACCCGCCUCUUCCCGUCGAGAAGCUGGAGGAGGAGAUAAACCGCAGGAUGGCCGACGACAACAAGCUCUUCCGGGAAGAGUUCAAUGCUCUGCCGGCCUGUCCCAUCCAAGCGACCUGUGAAGCUGCCUCGAAGGAAGAGAACAAGGAGAAGAACCGAUACGUGAACAUCUUACCUUAUGAUCAUUCCAGACUUCACUUGAGUCCCAUCGAAGGAGUCCCAGAUUCCGACUACAUUAACGCCUCCUUCAUCAAUGGUUACCAAGAGAAGAACAAGUUUAUAGCGGCGCAGGGUCCAAAAGAGGAAACUGUGAACGAUUUCUGGAGGAUGAUUUGGGAACAGAAUACGGCCACCAUCGUCAUGGUGACAAACCUGAAAGAAAGGAAGGAGUGUAAAUGUGCCCAGUACUGGCCGGACCAGGGCUGCUGGACCUACGGAAAUAUCCGGGUGUCGGUAGAAGAUAUGACCGUCUUGGUGGAUUACACUGUGCGCAAGUUCUGCAUCCAGCAGGUCGGUGAUGUCACUAAUAAGAAACCUCAGCGCCUUGUCACUCAGUUCCACUUCACCAGCUGGCCUGAUUUUGGGGUGCCUUUUACUCCCAUAGGGAUGUUAAAAUUUCUAAAAAAAGUGAAAACCUGCAACCCGCAGUAUGCCGGACCCAUCGUUGUGCACUGCAGCGCUGGGGUGGGACGCACCGGGACAUUCAUCGUCAUAGACGCCAUGCUGGAUAUGAUGAACGCAGAGAAGAAGGUGGAUGUGUACGGAUUUGUUAGUCGGAUCCGGGCUCAGCGCUGUCAGAUGGUACAAACAGAUAUGCAGUACGUCUUCAUCUAUCAAGCGCUGCUGGAACAUUUCCUGUACGGAGACACGGAGCUGGAGGUCACCUCUCUAGAAACCCAUCUCCAGAAGCUGUACAAUAAAAUCCUGGGGCCCAGCAGCAACGGCCUGGAGGAAGAGUUUAAGAAAUUAACGUCCAUUAAAAUUCAGAACGACAAGAUGAGGACGGGUAACCUGCCGGCCAACAUGAAGAAAAACCGGGUGCUCCAGAUAAUUCCGUAUGAAUUCAACAGAGUCAUUAUUCCAGUGAAGAGAGGAGAAGAGAACACGGACUACAUGAACGCCUCCUUCAUCGAUGGCUAUAGACAGAAGGACUCUUACAUUGCGAGCCAGGGCCCGUUACGUCACACCAUGGAAGAUUUCUGGAGGAUGAUUUGGGAGUGGAAAUCCUGUUCUAUCGUAAUGUUGACCGAGCUGGAGGAAAGAGGACAGGAGAAGUGUACACAGUACUGGCCGUCAGAAGGCAUCAUGUCUUUUGGGGACAUCACUAUAGAACUGAAGAAGGAGGAGGAAUGUGAGAGCUACACAGUGCGAGAUCUACUGGUCACCAACACCAGGGAAAACAAAGCCCGACAGAUCCGACAGUUCCACUUUCACGGGUGGCCGGAGGUUGGUAUCCCAACUGAUGGGAAAGGCAUGAUCAAUAUCAUCGCAGCUGUACAAAAACAACAACAACAAUCUGGGAACCACCCGAUCACUGUACACUGCAGUGCUGGAGCAGGGAGGACGGGAACAUUCUGCGCCCUGAGUACAGUACUGGAGAGGGUGAAAGCAGAGGGAAUUCUAGACGUCUUUCAGACCGUGAAAAGCUUAAGGUUACAGCGGCCACACAUGGUCCAGACACUGGAGCAGUACGAGUUCUGCUACAGAGUGGUGCAAGAAUACAUCGACGCCUUCUCAGACUACGCCAAUUUCAAAUGAAACCAAGAGGAGGACGCGACUGUGGCCUUUAAUAUUUUGCAUUAAAGAUACCCAACCUUGUAAUCAAGUCAAGUUCUGAGGAACAUGGCUCCAACAUCUACACACAACAUAGGCAGCCAUUUUGUCUGCUCCAGUUAUGAUGACAAGACUAUAGCUUCUAGUAUGUACUUACCUAGGACAAGGUUUGAAAUGCGUUAGCAGUUAAUCUUGAACCUGUAGGAGGCAUCGUCCUGGACAUCUAUCAUCGACCUUCAGCGGUGGUUCCGUAUCGGAACUGAUGGCCAUCAUUCUCACGGACAUUAAGCUUGCAAAAUGGCUGACCUAUGGCUGGGUUAUGUCACUAAAAUGAAGGGCUGUGAUCUAGACCAUCCAUGAAUUAACAACCCACUUUACUGGCUGAGUAACAUGGCUGCCGCCACGCUUCUUGGCCAGAUCUUGUAUUCUAAAGAUGGACUCUUUACAGUCUCCUGGCUGAAUGGACAGACUUGUGGUGGAACCCAGAUUCUUCAUCUUUUUUUGUUUCAGCCCUACGUUCCUGGUCCAUUGAUGUAACCCACCAGUUCUAUGAACUUUCCACAAGUUGUAUGCAGAACUCUAAACCAAAGGCAUUCCUCAUACUAAUGUCAUUAGAGUUAACGACAUGGACUGUAAAAACUUGAUGGUUCUGUUUAUUACUAUGGUUUGCUGGCACAAAAAAAAAAAAUCAAUUUAAAGGGCAACUCCAGUCAUACACGCACAUUCAACACAUGUAGGUACAUAUUAUUGCCCAUAGGGGGUGGUGUUACAGUAAUUAGUGCUGGUGUGGGAAAGAUACGCCACUUAGUUUAAUACGUUAGGAAAGUGUCAACGAUUUUGGUGGGCAAUCACUUCCCUCACCAGGGGGCGACAAAGGCCCCUCAUUGCAAAGCUGAGCUCAAUCUUGACGUGAAAUCAGAGAUGUAAAUAACACAAUUUAACCCGUUACCCACUUCUUCUUUUUUUUUUUUCUCAGUUUAUACAUUUUUACUGGAAGCCUUGAUGUUAUUAGCAAAUGUAAUUGGAGUUGCCCUUUAACGUGCCCCACAGUGAAGAUAUUUUACCUGAAAACUUUUUGUGGCACCUUAUGUUUUUUUUUUUCUUUACUUAAAGUAUCAGUGAUGAUAAUAAAAAGAGAACCUGCUGCCAAUGUACAGAACCAUG
Bufo bufo (common toad) is the source of this 4035-nucleotide messenger RNA. It is a transcript of the gene PTPRA, whose product is annotated as protein tyrosine phosphatase receptor type A. The record is from RefSeq and is a predicted model, not a curated record. Lineage: Eukaryota; Metazoa; Chordata; Amphibia; Anura; Bufonidae. Gene Ontology annotation, molecular function: protein tyrosine phosphatase activity. The transcript is spliced from 24 exons. Bases 415 to 2856 code for a protein of 813 amino acids. Gene Ontology annotation, biological process: protein dephosphorylation.